AUGGUAACCAAAGGUGAACGACCAUCGGUCAAUGUCCAUCUUACACAGGAUGAUUCUCAAACAUCUCAAAUAAGCAAUGCGGAAGGAGAAGUACGAUUUUAUGAAACGCGCAUGCAAAAACGUGUGAAAGAAUUUGUCAAUUAUUGUAAUCGGACAUCGAUUGAAGUACUUAUUGCUCAAUAUGAACAUAUUCAGGCGAUAAAACCAUCUAAAGCAAAAGCUUUUAUUGGAAUGCUUCCUGUAAAUUAUCAUAAAAAUCGUUAUAACGAUGUAUACUGUUUGGAUAGUUCCAGAGUUGUUUUACGACGUGGAGUUGAAGAUUAUAUACAUGCUAAUUAUGUUCGCCAUAAAGUUCUUCAAAAUGAUUUCAUUCUUACACAAGGUCCACUAUCAAAUACAGUAAACGAUUUUUGGGAAAUGGUUUGGCAAGAACGAUCCGGACUUAUAUUUAUGCUUUGCAAAUAUGUUGAAGAGCACAAAGUGAAGUGUGCAGAAUAUUUACCAACGCUUCAAACUCGUACAAUUAUGCAUGCUGGAAUACGGAUUGAAUUACGGGAACGUAAGAGAUCAAAAAAUGGUGAUAUUAUCAUGACGCAAUUACUACUUAGUCGGGGAAAUGCAAAUCUUACCGUAAUGCAUUAUCAAUGGAUAUCAUGGGCUGAUAAACAGGUGCCAGUAAAUGACUACAAAACACCGUUUUACUUGCUGAAGAAAUCACGUAUUUCACCGACGUGUACCGUAGUACACUGUAGUGCUGGUAUAGGUCGUAGUGGUACUUUAGUUGCAAUUGAACUUUGUUUGAUGCAACUAGUAGCUGGUAAUGAAUUAGUAGUACCAGACAUGGUUGCUUAUAUACGUCAAAAACGAGCUCAAUCAGUACAAACCAAGGAACAAUAUUUGUACAUUUUCAGGGCAUUACUUGAUUUUGCUGUUAGCAAUCAUAUUACUUGUGCACGAAAAAUAAAUCCAUUUGUUGAAAGAUACCGACAAAUAUGCCAUUUCGAUGAAACAUGA
This is a messenger RNA of Loa loa (African eye worm), 1014 nucleotides long. Its product is annotated as protein-tyrosine phosphatase. Gene Ontology annotation, biological process: protein dephosphorylation. The record is from RefSeq and is a predicted model, not a curated record. The transcript is spliced from 8 exons. NCBI's taxonomy places the organism in Eukaryota, Metazoa, Nematoda, Chromadorea, Rhabditida, Onchocercidae. The coding region runs from base 1 to 1014 and encodes 337 amino acids. Gene Ontology annotation, molecular function: protein tyrosine phosphatase activity.